This is a messenger RNA of Mycosarcoma maydis (corn smut), 1944 nucleotides long. RefSeq lists its product as uncharacterized. NCBI's taxonomy places the organism in Eukaryota, Fungi, Basidiomycota, Ustilaginomycetes, Ustilaginales. The transcript has a single exon. The record is from RefSeq and is a predicted model, not a curated record. The coding region runs from base 1 to 1944 and encodes 647 amino acids.
AUGCUAGACCGGUUCCGCCCAUGGGCAUCGACGGUAAUCUAUGCGAUCAUAGCGGCUGUGUUGUUGCACUUUGCCCGCUUCUAUCCUUGGCACAGGCUCUAUCUCUCGCGAUCCAACGCUUCGCUGUUCGAGCACCUGCCGCCGGCGUCGGACUUUGACAAUGUCAGUUGCUUCUUACCUCGUAAAGCAGCCCUGAGCAGUGCUCAAGUCAAUCACUUGUUUGCGAUUGGAUCUGUUGACAAAGCCGGGCUCGACCGAGAGCACUGCGUUCAUUAUGCCUCGCGCUUCACACCUUAUCUUGCAGCCGCAUGGGGAAACACAUACAUUGCAGAGGCUCGACAGCGACUGGGUCUACCAUCCAGCACACACAUCACGAAUGACCUCAUCUGGUACGCAAACGUGCUAGCAGAGAACGAUGCAAAGCGGUAUCCGCAUAUUGAUUGGUCCAAAACUACGCUACCACAGACAUGUGCAGCCCUGAGGCCCGCAGCCGUCAAGCGGAUCUCGACUCAAGCGCGCAACAAGAGACCUCGAGUCGCAUUUGUUCUUCGCCUAUAUCAAGACUAUGUCUGGACUGAGGAUGCCAUCCUCCAUCUUCGUGCUCUUGUCUGGGAAUUACGCACCGCCGAUCUGUCUUUCGAUGUGGAUGUGCAUCUCCUCGUCGAGGUCAAGGAUGCAGCCUUGUACAUUUCCAUGUUCAGCUCAUCUGGGCGAAACCAAUUCCUUCGAGGUAACGUUCCGAUUGAGUUCUGGUCCAUGGUUACCUUAUGGAGUGAACAUGAAAUGACCUUGCGCUAUCCUCUGUACGGCGACUUUCGAUCCGGAAUCAAAGCAGCAGGGUCUUAUCGGGCAUGUCUGCUUGCCAUACAGCGCUUCGCUGUUCAGCAUCCAGAGUACAGUGACUUUGUCAAUUGGGAGAUGGACACACGUUUUACUCAUACAUACGAUCAUCUACUGGAAACUGUGUAUGCCUACGCUUUUCACGCGCAAGCAAACACCUAUACCCAGUGGCCUGUAGAUGGCAAGGUCUCGGACGACACGCUCGACGACCACGAGGGCUGCCGCAACAAAUCCGCGGAUGUGAUUGUCUUCUCGCCUCUUCGCAAUCCUCAGAAUUCAGGAUGGUAUUGGGAGUAUGAUGUUCAAGGCUUCGAUUCCUCGCAGUCUACCGCGCGCUCCGCCUCCGUAACUACUAACAUGUGGAUAAGCAGGCGCGCAAUAUUGGCCUUGGAAGACAUGACGGCGGAUCGCCACCAGUCCAUGUUCUGCGAGGCGAUGGCGCCCAGUCUUGCGUUUCAGUCGCCGCUUCGAUCUGUGCCGCAGGAUGCUGUCCAAUGUGCUGCACGAUUCAAGGUGGUCCACUUUCCGCAUCCUGUCGCUUUCAAGUACCAAGCGUCACCAAGUCAGCUGAAUCGACUGCUCAAUCCGUCUCGAGCGAUCUUGUCUAAACAAAACGAAGAGCCACUCAAAGACACGUCAUACUACUACGCAUCCAGCAUUGCUCGUCCUAUCUACGAACAGUGGAAGUUGCAGACCGACGCGUGCAUCCCCCCACUCGUGCUGCAUCCCAUCAAAAGUGUCUCGCAACAGACAGAACUGCAUCGCUCGACUUGGCUACGUGCUUGGUUCUUUGCAUCCGAUUCGCUCUCCCUCUGCGACCAAAGCACGCACAAUGAAUGUGUAGAGCAUCUUGACUCGGACAUCAAGAGGUACUUGCGCCGGUCUUUGAGCUCUCCAGCGCCACGAUCGUUGCACCGGUGGGACCUUGAACAUCCUCGGUACAUCAGCAAGAAACCCUGGAUAAUGAACUCGAGCACGAAAAGUCUGGUAACCACCCUAUCUCUCCUCGUUACCGCCAGCGUCGUACUUCGGUUCGUAUGGAACUGGAUCGCCAGACCUGUCGAUUCGCUCCAUAGUGACUACCUCCCGUUAGCUACACGCUGA